Hyphopichia burtonii NRRL Y-1933 is the source of this 1679-nucleotide messenger RNA. RefSeq names its product phosphate transporter (gene PHO84). The record is from RefSeq and is a predicted model, not a curated record. Bases 15 to 1679 code for a protein of 554 amino acids. The transcript has a single exon. Gene Ontology annotation, biological process: phosphate ion transport; transmembrane transport. Gene Ontology annotation, cellular component: membrane. Gene Ontology annotation, molecular function: phosphate transmembrane transporter activity. NCBI's taxonomy places the organism in Eukaryota, Fungi, Ascomycota, Pichiomycetes, Serinales, Debaryomycetaceae.
GCAAAAGAUCAAAAAUGUCUUCUAUUAGUGAACAAAGACCAGCAAAGACUCACGAAACCGGUGGUAAAACUGCUUUCAAAGAUUAUUUGGAGCAUUUUGCCCAUAUUGAAGAUCCAUUAGAAAGAAGAAGAUUGGCAUUAGAAGAAAUUGAUAAUGCUGGAUUUGGAUGGACUCAAGUGAAGAUGAUUUUAAUUGCCGGGGUUGGUUUCAUGACUGAUUCUUACGAUAUUUUUGCCAUCAACAUGGGUAUUACCAUGAUGGGUUAUGUUUACUGGGGAGGUAGUAUUCCUGACUCCACCACUACUUUAUUGAAGGUUUCCACUUCGGUUGGUACCGUUAUUGGUCAAGUUGGUUUUGGGACUGUUGCCGAUAUCGUUGGUCGUAAGAAGAUUUAUGGUUUGGAAUUGAUUGUUAUGAUUUGUGCUACCGUUUUCCAAUGUACCAUUGGUAAAUCUCCAGCUGUUAGUUUUGUUGCCUUGUUAACUUUCUUGAGAAUUAUUAUGGGUAUUGGUAUUGGUGGUGAUUAUCCAUUAUCUUCGAUUAUUUCUUCCGAAUUCUCCACUACCAAAUGGAGAGGGGCUAUCAUGGCUGCCGUUUUCUCUAAUCAAGGUUUAGGUCAAUUAUUGGCUGGUAUUGUUGCCAUGAUUUUGGUUGCCGGUUAUAAAGAUACUUUGAUUGUUGCUGAUACCGCCAAAGAAUGUGGUCCUGCUUGUAUUAAAGCUUGUGAUCAAAUGUGGAGAGUUUUAAUUGGGUUUGGUUGUGUUCCUGGUAUGAUUGCCUUGUAUUAUAGAUUAACCAUUGCUGAAUCUCCAAGAUAUGCUCUUGAUGUUAAUGAACACGAUGAUGUUCAAAAAGUUGCCGAUGCCGAAGCUGCCAUUGAUGUUGAAGCUAAAGAAAUUGCUCCUCCAAAAGCUUCCUUCAAAGAUUUCUGGAGACAUUUUGGUCAAUGGAAAUAUGGUAAAAUUUUAAUUGGUACUGCUGGUUCUUGGUUUUUCCUUGAUGUUGGUUUCUAUGGUUUAAAUUUAAACUCGGCCACCAUUUUACAAACUAUUGGUUAUGCUUCUUCAAAUAAUGUCUACUGGAAAUUAUAUAACUCUGCCGCUGGUAACUUGAUUUUAAUUUGUGCUGGUUUAUUACCAGGUUAUUGGGCCUCAGUUGCUACCGUUGAUACUUUGGGUAGAAAAACUGUUCAAUUAGGUGGAUUUAUCAUUUUAACCAUUUUAUUCUGUGGUAUUGGUUUUGGUUACCAUAAAUUAAACGAUCACGGUUUGUUAGCCUUAUACGUCUUGUGUCAAUUUUUCCAAAAUUUCGGUCCUAAUGUUACUACUUUUAUUAUUCCUGGUGAAAUUUUCCCAACCCGUUAUAGAUCAACUGCUCAUGGUAUCUCUGCUGCUUGUGGUAAAGUUGGUGCCAUUAUUGCUCAAACCUGUAUUGGUACUUUAAUCAAUCACGGUUGUUCUGCUGAUAACAAGAAUUGUUUCUUGAAUCAUGUCAUGGAAAUUUUUGCUCUUUUCAUGUUGUUAGGUAUCUUUACUACUUUAUUACUUCCAGAAACUAAAAGAAAAACUUUGGAAGAAAUUUGUGAAUUAUACCAUGAUGAAGUUGAUACUACUAAACUUGGUAAAGAUCGUUAUGCUACUACUCAAGAAGAAUCCUAUGAUUCUGAUUUGAAACAAUAA